Messenger RNA from Hibiscus syriacus, 2709 nucleotides. RefSeq lists its product as uncharacterized. The record is from RefSeq and is a predicted model, not a curated record. The transcript has 10 exons. Gene Ontology annotation, cellular component: Cul4-RING E3 ubiquitin ligase complex. Gene Ontology annotation, molecular function: protein binding. Gene Ontology annotation, biological process: cellular response to UV-B. NCBI's taxonomy places the organism in Eukaryota, Viridiplantae, Streptophyta, Magnoliopsida, Malvales, Malvaceae. Bases 80 to 2521 code for a protein of 813 amino acids.
ACUGUUUUUUUCUCGCUUCUUUCUUUGUUCUUCUUCUUCUUUCUCUGGAAAUCUUAAAGUUUUGAAGAGUUGAAUCGCUAUGGUCACCAAAAUCCCAGCCUUGGGAGCAAUAUACAUUGAAUCAUGCAGGAGGUACGGUGUCGCACCGAACUCUGGAUUUUUAUCUUCUCUCUUUAAGGCUGAUGUUAAAAGAUCCCAUCAUGAGGUAUGUAUAAUGGAGGUUUUAUUGGACCAUGUGAAGGAUAUUGAUUUUCACCCUCUCCUUGAAGUGACUACGAGAAUCAGUGAAUCUGAGAUUGAAGCAGUUGAUGUGCUCAAUGAAUCAUCUUGUGCAUUGAAUGGAGAAUAUGCUUUGUUACUGAUGCGAUCUAUUGGUCAGAAACUUCGAAUAGUUGAUCUCCAGGAUUUAUCAUUUGGGAAGGACUUCUUGCGGGAUCUUUCUCAGCGAGGUCUACAAUGCCAAGUUCUAAACUUGAGGUCUUCGCAUUUUCGGAAGCUCAACUUGGUGGGUGAAUUUAUGUGGUUGCACUCCCUUAACCUUGACUAUAGCACUACUCUCAGUAGCUUCCGUGAGGAUUGUUUUUCUUGCAUGCCGAAUCUGAUGUGUCUCUCAAUGUGUGAGACCAGAGUUUCCAACUUAUGGACUACAAUUGCCGCACUUUCCAAACUUCAUUCGCUGGUGGAGCUUAGGUUUCAAAAUUGGUUAUGCUGCAAUGAUGUUGGCUCCUCUGGAUCAUCCAGUGGUGAUGAUCAACCUGGACCCAGCAGUCAGCCAAACAAUGUUUCUUUCCCUGGGAUGCCACCUGUUAGUCUUGAUAUACUUAUAGAUCUUGAUGUCGUGACUGAAAAUGCAAUAAGAAAUUUGCUUCCAUUCAGUAUGAAUCAGAAUUUUCAAAGCACAAAUGAGGAGUCUUCAGAUGAUAGUGAAAUAGACUUUUCUAUUCACCUAGAGAAUUCUCACAUGUACGCAUCAUCCAAUGCACCUCCUGGGUGGAACAGAGAAAGUAAUCUACUGACUGAGGUUUCUUCUUCUGCAUUGUCAAAUCAAAAUGGAGUAGAGUCUUCUGAGGGUGCCUCCUCCUCAGGGCAUGUUGCAGAUGCUUCAUUCAAGUACAUUUCUGAACAUGCUUCACCAAUAUGCUGUGAGAAACAUUAUAGGGAGUACAUGAUAGCUUCAAUACCCCAGUUGAAAGUUUUGGAUAACUUACCUAUCAGAAAUAUUGACAGAGAAAUGGCUAAUAGGACUUAUUUUAAACAUUUUGAAUCCCUUCCUUAUAGAAGAUACGAUAAAGAAAAUGUCGUUAGUAUAUUGCAGAAGCGUGAAACUAGAGCAAAGCACUCUAACCUACGAAUACGAAAGCAAAUGCCAUUAGAUCCUGCUGGGAAGUCACCAUAUUUUUAUACCCGAUCUCUUUGUGCUGCAAAAAUGGGUUCUUCAGCUUGGCCAUGUCUGCAUUCACUGUCUAUCACAAGCAGCGGUUUGGGAGAUGAAAACAGGAGCUUUCGUCCAAGGCAGUUUGAGUAUCAUCCAACUAACUCCGGCCUAAUGGUGUUUGGAACUUUGGAUGGUGAAGUCGUUAUUGUCAACCAUGAAAAGCAGAAAAUUGUUAGUUACAUUCCUUCACUUGGAGCAAUGAAUAGUGUGUUGGGGCUCUGUUGGCUCAAGAAGUAUCCCUCGAGGCUGAUAGCUGGUUCAGAUAAUGGCUCGCUGAAGCUGUAUGAUAUUCAGCAUUUCCCAUCAACAUCCAACAUCAUGCAUGCUGGUUAUGGUUCUGUCACCUUUGAUGAGUUUGACCAAUUAACAUCUGUUCAUGUUAACUCUACGGAUGAACUCUUUCUUGCAAGUGGGUACUCAAAAAACGUGGCUCUGUAUGAUAUCAACAGUGGAAUACGGUUACAAGUGUUCACCAAUAUGCACCAAGAACACAUUAAUGUAGUCAAGUUUUCGAACCAUUCUCCGACAGUUUUUGCCACUUCAUCAUUUGAUCGGGAUGUUAAAAUGUGGGACUUGAGACAGAACCCGAGUAGGCCUUGCUACACAGCUUCAAGCUCUAAAGGAAAUGUGAUGGUCUGCUUCUCACCAGAUGAUCACUGUCUUCUCGUCUCAGCUGUUGACAAUGAGGUCACACAGCUUCUAGCUGCUGAUGGACGCCUUCACCUGGAUUUUAAUAUACCCACUACUGGCAGCUCCCUAAAUUACACUCGGUCCUACUACCUGAAUGGUAAGGACUAUAUCAUAAGUGGGAGCUGUGAUGAACACGUUGUCCGAGUUUGCUGUGCCCAAACUGGGAGACGUCUGAGGGAUAUUUCCUUGGAGGGAAAAGCUCCGGGGAGUUCAAUGUUUGUGCAGUCAUUGAGGGGGGAUCCCUUUAGGGCUUUCAACAUGAGCAUCUUAGCGGCCUAUACUCGACCAAGCUCGAAAUCCGAAAUAGUCAAGGUCAAUUUGCUGGCUUCUUCAGUGUGUAACAAGGAAUCAUCUCCUGGUGGGAGCACUUUCCUAUUCAAUAGCAUGGGAGGUUAAUUUAUUCAACAUUCAAAAGCUCGCAUUAUCUAUCAUGCUACCUUAUCAAACUGUAAGUUGAGCAAUCACAGUUUAUACAGGUUAGAACAUAGUGUAUGUUAAACUGAGAAGCAUCGUAAAAUCUAUAUACAAGGAUCAUUAUCGAAUAUAUCGGCGAUCGAAGCUCUUUUAACUCCACAAACGGAAUU